AUGGAGCCCAACAGUCCCAAAAAGAUCCAGUUUGCUGUGCCCUUAUUUCAGAGUCAGAUAGCACCUGAGGCAGCCGAGCAGAUCAGGAAAAGAAGACCCACACCAGCAUCUCUUGUGAUUCUCAAUGAGCACAAUUCACCAGACUGGAAAGAUAGGAAGGGACCAAAUGUUCAGGGAGAACUAGCACCUUCACAGAAUGCAUCUCCUAAGCAGAGGAAGCAGAGUGUGUAUACGCCUCCUGCUAUGAAAGGAGUUAAACAUCUGAAAAACCAGAAUGACUCAGCAUUCCCAGAGGAAGAAGAAGGAGUUAAUGAAAGAGAAGAACAGUGGGACCACUAG
Messenger RNA from Gracilinanus agilis (Agile Gracile Mouse Opossum), 339 nucleotides. RefSeq names its product protein phosphatase 1 regulatory inhibitor subunit 1C (gene PPP1R1C). Gene Ontology annotation, molecular function: protein phosphatase inhibitor activity. Gene Ontology annotation, cellular component: cytoplasm. The record is from RefSeq and is a predicted model, not a curated record. The transcript has 6 exons. NCBI's taxonomy places the organism in Eukaryota, Metazoa, Chordata, Mammalia, Didelphimorphia, Didelphidae. Gene Ontology annotation, biological process: intracellular signal transduction. Bases 1 to 339 code for a protein of 112 amino acids.